GAGCGCGCCAUUGGGUGGGUGUUUGUCGGGCGGUGUCCAAGUCCAGAGAGUUGGUUAUACUCCCGGUGUAAGGAGUCGAGGCCCCCCGGGGACAGGUGAGGGAACAAGGGUUAAAGAAACGAGAAAACAUGGGAAUCGGAGUGUAAAUGAAUGACUGUAUGGGGAAGAUGCCAGAUGUUACAAUAGGAAGGAUACUUAAAAAUAACAAACAACUAGUUAAACCCUAAUGUAAGCUCAGUGUUUAUGCAGCAGAACUGAUAUGUGACUAAUGAAUACUUAGCCUUGCACUAUAUUACACACUGAGAGGAUUUGUAAGUUCUUUGGAUGUUGUUAAUCUUUAUUUCAGUUGUGCUGAGAGUGAAUGAAAUAAAACUCUUGCCAAUGAGAAGUAAGGGUAACAAUGUAUUAAGAGCUGAACUAGUUAUUAAAGGGUUACUCCAAGCACCAUGACCACCAUAGUGAAUUGAAGUGGUCAUGGUGUCUUGAGUGUGUGUGUGUGUGUGUGUGUGUGUGUAAAUAUAUAUAGAGCAUUUCAGUAUGCAACAUAAAGAGUUAACCAUAUUUGCUGCCAGUGGUGUAACUCAUUGGGGUGAUAUUAGACUUGGCAAAUAGUUUUGGACUGGCUAAUGUCAACUAUGUGCAAACUUUCAGCUGACACUCUCAUCGAAUGGUGACUAGAUUGGUUGUAAGUACCCCUAUCACAGGGGAAGGUAGCAUUGGAGCCUGUGGGGACCCAGACAGGAGGACACACCCUUAAUAACUAUUUUGCCCUAUUAGCUGGCAUGUGUACUAGGGUACUCAUGCUGCGGUGUUCAUGAUGCUUGUAGAAACCCUUUAAUUGCAUUUAUUGUAUACUUAGGAAUAAAACACAGGAGUUUAUUCACUUAACACUGAGUUAUAGUGCGUUGAAAUCCAAAUUAAAAGUAGAGGCUACUGAAGCAUUGAUUGCCAGAAAUAAAAAAGUUUAGGCAUAUAUUAGUGUUUGUGGCUUAGCUUUUAUUUCCUAAAAGUUCCAAUUUUCUUUAUAUUCUAACAAAUUAUACUUGAUUGAAUAAUUCACUAAAUUCUUAACGUUUUGCCAAGUUUUACCAACUUCUGGCUUGUACAUAAGACUAAGUAGUAUCUUGACUUCAUUAUCAUCAUUUUAAUGAAAUUUCAACACACCCAUUAUGAAUAUUUUUUUCAAGGUAAUAUGUUUUAUAUACAUCCUUAAAAUCAUGGAUAACCAUUGCUUUUCUCUAGCUGGUGAUAUAUUUUGAAAACAUUCCUAUUUUAAUAUGCAUUGAGACUGUUUAUGCCCACAAACCUAGUCAAUGGUCAGUUUCUUAAAAUUUAAUUUUAUAAAAUACAAAUGAAAACCUUUUAUACCCUGCUUAGAUUGACAUGUAAUGGGUAAGGAUAUAUGUGUGUAUUAAACUUGUAAAUUUUAGGAAUACAGUACACUGUUUACAUUGUGUGAAUUUGCUCAGUGGCUCAUAAAACAGUUUAAGCAAGGGGUAGGCAACCUUUUAGUAGUACUGUGCCAAAACAAGAUCUUGAAGUCUCUUGGCGUGUCGAUCCUGACUUUUUAAAUUGAGGUGUGUUUGUGUUUGUUGCCGUAUUGUUCUUGUGCUACUUAUAGGUGCUGCGGUUGAUUUGUAAUGUUGUAUUUGUGUGUAUGUGGGCUGUUACAUGUGUAUGUUCAUGAGAAGCUUGUGGUAUUGUAUAUGAUGCCUAGGAAUUUGCACUGUAUAUUGGGACUGCUUGUGGAAUUGCGUGUGAGAGGCUGUCUGUGGGGUUGUGUGAGUGUAUGUGGUUUGUCAAUGGUGUUUGUGGGCACUGUGUGUGCAUUUGUGUAUGGUCUGUUUUUAUUAUUUGUAUAAGGAAGAGGCUUCUUCUGAAGCUCUUUUGGACCGGGCUGUACAGUUACUGGUCAAGGGAGGAGCUAAGAUGGAGAAGCUGUGAUAACUGCUGUGGACUACUCUACUCCAGAGCAGAUUUCCAUUCACAAGAGCUUGGAGGAAAUGAUAUGAGAUUGCUGCAAUGUAUAGAUUGAGUAUUGUCCCUCACUACCUGCAAUCACAGGUCAGGUUGCACUAGCACUAUCUGAAGUCCCAGACCAGAACCUGUUUGUAUCUGGCAGCCUUGAGUGCCGUUCAAAGGCACCUCGAGUGCCAUGCAUGGCACAUGUGCCUUAGGUUGCUGACCCUUGGUUUAAGCUAUUGCUUUGUGUAUAUAAUUGUUUUUCGAAGUUAGCAUCUUAUAUCAGCAAACCUAACCACAGACUGGUCAUGUGGGGUAUUCACAAAGUUUAUAUGGAAGAAUAGAUUACUUAGAUUAGAGUAUUACUCCAAGUACCGUGACCACUUCAGUGACUUGAAGUGGACAAGGUGUUUGGUUUCUGACAUUGCCAGAGGCAGAACUGGAGGCUGCAGGUUAGGCGUUCCAGUGCUGGAAAGGAGGUGAGCAAUCAAUAAGUUGUUUCAUUUUUUUUUUUUAAAGCCAUAUGGGUGGACCGAGAGAAACCUAUAGUCCCAAAAUAAAGAUUAUUUUUAGGAAUAUAGGUUCCCUUUAAAACACUGUUUUUGGUUGGCUUACCCUCUAAAUAUUGUGUGCAAGGUUUUUUUUCUCCCCAUAAAAUAUAUAUUUAUGCAUGUAUUUAUCAUCAUACUAUUUUAUACACGUAAUAAACAUUCCACAGAGCUUUGCAAUGGUAAAUUAUACAUAUUAGUGGCUAUGACAAAACAAGUUGAACCAAUUGGAAUGCGAGGUAGUGAUUAUCCUGCUCCUUAUUUGCAUAUUCUGUGUGUGAAUAGUUUAAUAAGUACAUAUAUUAAAUUGACAAGGUUUCCUGUGCCAGUGCUGCACGUCUGGUUUACGUAAUCAAAAUACCUGACCAGUGCUCUUUACUAUAUUAAACUGAAUGCCAAAGUCAUUGUGCUACUGCCCUAGAAAGAGAUGAGUCUCCUGUUAACCAAAGCUAACUUGGAUUAGAUAUUAUUGGCUUACAUAGGGAUUUAAUAUUAAAAAGGUUGACAUCAAAAAGCAUUAUUAUAGGGACAAUAAAACCAAAGAUAUUACAAAAUAAAAUCUAUAAAAAAUAAUAUAGAAACAUGUAGAUGCCGCCACUUCCAAAAAUCGAUGGUGCUGUCAGUAAUAACAAACAAAAGAUCAUAUUGAAGGGCACAAAAGUAAAAGAUAGUUGAUAGGUUGAAAAUAUAUUCUUGUAGUAUAAAAUUAGCAACGCAUUUAUAAGCGGUGAAUGCUUAUUAAUGCAGGUAUACGGCUAUCACUGGAAAACAUGCAAUACAGUAAUCCGACCGUUAAAACACCUUAGUGUUGAAAAUCCACAAAUAAAAAUUAAGUCCAAAUGGACACUUGGGGCAUAAUAGUUUAAACACCAGUGCAGAUCAAAUGUAGAGUACCUCAAGUGCAAAUCACCCUAUAGCUUGGCCCAAACUUCUGAAUUGGCAGAUCACGUGAGCAGCGGCAAACACAUGACCGCAAGUAGUAAUAUAGGUUGUAAUAUAAAACAUGACGUCCCAGGAGAGUCUUUGUCAGGGAUUCAAAAUCCAACAGAUACAAGUGCCGUAUGUUCACUAAUACAGUCUACUCACUUUGUUCAUCAAUGCCGUGAUCUUUGUCAAGACACCAUUAUUGACCCUUGCCUGAUCACUUCUGAAGCUGUUCAUAGUGACAAGCGUUACCGGUCAUCAAUCAGCUAGUUUUACAGCUAGUCAAGGUAGGGUUAUGGCUAUCCAUGGUUAGCUAGUGCUAUGGCUAGUAAGAUUUAGUUAGGGUUACAGCUAGUAAUGCUUUGGGUUCGGUAGUGUUAGCUAAGGUUAAACAUAACAGUCAAACUUUGUCACUAAUUAGUAUAGUGACACAGAGUAUCACUUCCUCAAACUUCUCUGGAAAGCAAAGAGUCACAUCAUCUCAUGUCUAAUUUGACCCUAUAUGUUUUGCUCUGUAGAUAAAGCAGAAUAUCUGGGGAUUUUUUAACUAUUUAACUAGUAGGACACACAAGGCCUAAGAUAUUUAUCAUUAAAAUACUAUAUCUAUGUUCCCAGAAAUUGGUGAUAAAAUGGCAUAGUACUAAGGCUGUCUUUAAAUAGCCUAAAGGGAAACUAUAGUGCUAGGAAUCCAAAGUUGUCUUAAGGGGACAGGGGCACUGUACCCGGACAAUUUCAAUGAGAUGAACUGGUCUGGGUGCCUAUAGUGUCCCUUUAGUUGUCUACUUUGCAAACGAUAUAACAGAGAAGACCUGGGUAGAAUAUUUAUCUUUCAAUUCUCACAUUAGUGGAUAACCCUAUAAGGGUUUGUUUGGCAGCUGGAAGGGUUUUCUUCCUCACACAAUUUGAAGUGUAGUACAAAGAUUAAGUGCUUCCUAGAGGGAAACAUUGGUACAGAUCAUGGUGAAUGUGGUGUAUACAAUGUGUCUCCAUGCUUCUCUAUGAGAAGCAUUUAGUUGGACAUUUGUGAUGAUGAUUUGACAGGAAGCAGUUCUGAGUUGCAGUGCUAACACUCUCCAGUCCCAGAAUGAAGGUUAGUUUACGUGUAUAUUUCAAGAUGUUAAAAAAAUAAAAUAAAAAAAGGUAUGGUAAGCCCUAGUCUGCAUCACAAAAUAACUUGAUGAGAUUCAGUAAUUCAGGAGUUCUGGAGAAGUGACACAUAAACUAGAAAAUUAAAUCAUAAUUUUGUUUUUGUUCAUUUUUUUUUUUUUUUUUUUUUACUCAGAAUUGCAAUGUUGGCCUAAAACUGCAAUAUUCUCAAUUUAGUGAAUACUAAAGAGUGUGUUUUAGAGAAGGUAAUAAUAUAUAACCUGGGAUUUUUUUUUUAAACACAGACCGAACACUAAUGGAUGAAUGAAAACCACCCCAAUUAAUCAAAUGACAGAUUAUUGACCUGCUCUUCUAGUACUCUUUAUGUCAUAGGUGCUGGGAAUCUUGCAGUUGCUGUAGUGUAUAUAGUAUGAAAUAUUUCUUCUUUUAGCUUACACUUGAUAUAGAGAAAUGUCCUGGUUUGCAAAUCUAGCUGUUCACUGCAGACAUAGGCAUUUUCUAAACGGCUAAGUUCAGGCAGACAGAGAAAGAUUCAUGACCUGAAGCAAAAAUUCUUUAGUGUACAAGUCAGGCAUUUGAUCUGUGGAGUUAGUACUUUAAUGUAUACAUUUAGACCAAAUACUCCUCUGAGGGUACAAAACAAAAAAAUCCUAUAUGGUAUCAAUGCAAUCAAUAAUGUCCUGUAUUUAACAAUUUUCACAAGUGUUCAGAUAUUUGUAAGCUAAUGAGAGAGUACUACUAAACCUUUACAACCCGUCAUAGGUUUUUGUGUAGGUUACAUAGACGUCUGGCUCAUAAAUGCUUCAAUACCAUUUUUAAAUCUUCGUGUAUAAAGGUGGAUUUCUAUUUUAUACACCCUUUUAUCACUAUCUUAUACUCCCAUAUCUCAACCUUAAAAAAAAAAUAAAAAUAAAAAAAUACUUCAUUCCUUUUCUUAUGUGGGUGCUACACCAUCCCUAUUUUUCACAUUUUCAUUUCAGUUUCAUGUAUUAGUAGUUUUCUCAUUUCAUAUUGCAUAGUUACAUAGGCUUAAAAAAAGUCCAUCAAGUUCAACUUUUCCAACAUCUGUUUCUACUGUUGAUCUAAAAAAAUCCAGUUUGAAGUGCUAUCGAAUUUUAAUACAAACUAGGAAUAAAUUAUUUCUCAACCCCAAAAUAGCAGUCUGAUCUCUCCUUGGCUCAAGCAGCUGUUACCCUACAUAUUUAAUUUUCAGUCACUGAAUAUUAUUUUUUUUGCAAGAAUUUAUCCAUUUGUUUUAAAAAUAAACCGGUAUAGACUCUGAUAAAACCACAUACUCGGAUGAAAGUACCACAUUUUUAUUGUUCUUACUGUAAAGCAGGACUUGACAAAUCCCAGACGCAAGGUCUCUGUCUCUCUGAAAUGAACUGUAAUUACUUCCUCCAGAGCAUAUAGGGGACACUUUAGUGUCCAUUUGAGUGACUGCCACUCCUAAGUGGACUUUUUUUUUUUUUUUUUUUUCCUAAACUUAACAGAUUUAAAUUUGAUCACAUUUCUUAAAAAUCUUCCAUUCUUCCUAUUAAUUUUGUAGCCUGUCUCAGCCUUUUCUAGUGUUCUAAGAUCCUUCCUUAGGACAUGUGUCAAAAUUUGCACAACAUAUUCAAUGUAUGGUUUUACCAUGGAUUUAUAAAGAGGCAAAAUGAUGUGCCCCUUUUAUACAUGACAAUACCUUACUUACCUUGCUGAUUGACACUGAAUUUGUUUAGUUUGUUUAUAACUAUUCUAAAAUCCUUCUCAUGUGUUGCAUGAGUGUAACUCACUACCAUUUACAAUGGAAAAGUCAAGACACUUUUUUUUAGCCCGGAGGAACCACACUUUUUAAUUUCUUGGUGGAGAAGAAACCACCUACGCUACACAGGAUUGAGCAAAAACCUAUUUUUUUUUCUCUCCUUAUGUGAGGUAUACCAACUUUUAUUUUGACUUUACAACAACCAAACAGAGAACACAGUUUAUUUUUUUUUUAUUCUCAUUUUAUGUAAUUGGUGAAUAUCAGUGACACUGCAAUUUAGAGGGAAAUACCCGUGAACGCUUGACACUUGAAGUGUCCCUUGAUCCUGACCUACCAUCUAAAAGGAACCAAGCUGAGCGACAUAUCCACAGACGGGGAUCAUACCGCCCAGACGCAUAUAUCUGGAUCUGAACAUUUUGUAAGUGGCAUUUCUUAUUUUACCUCGCCACCUAUAGAAUAUACUACACUAUAGUCUAUAUUCUGUCUUCAUAUUUUCCAUACUUACUCACCACCAUCAGGACACCCAGAAGGCGCUGCUACCCUGCACCCUUUCUUGACCUAUACCUAGUUACGGUCAGAUAGAAGAGACUCUGGUUUCGGAAAUACCAGCUGCCAUUCUCGGAUCUAAAAAGCGCUAGUAACCUUACCAUCGCACAUACUAAAAAUCGCAUGACCAAUGCAUUGAAAUUAGUGCUGGACAACUAGCAAAGCCCCAGCACCUAUCCAAAUGGCAUUGUGGCAUGGUGAGUAACACUCCAUGGUUUGGUCAUACCCUUGGGAUGUCUCGAGCACCAGUUUCAAUGGUUGCAUUGGAUCCCUUUAGAUCCACAGUGGUUGAUUUGGAUCCCUUCAUUGGCAGUGUUCUCAAUAGAAUUAAAAUGCUGUAUGCGGUGCUGACUUUCAGCACUGCGUGCAGCUCAUCAAAAGGUCUGGGGCAACCAAUUGUAAUCUCAGCUAACCGAGGGGAAACACAGAUAUCAAAUGAUACCUGAGGUUACCAGCAGAGAAUUAUUCUGUCAUAGGCCAUUGAGAGAAGGGCAACCUUCAGAAUUAUUUUGAAUUACAGAAUUAUUUUGUCAUGCAUCCUUAAAGGGUUGAUAUAUUUGCAAUACUAUCAAAGGUUUCUUCUCGCCGCCGCUCCUCCCAGUCAUUACGCGCAUGCGCAUUAGAGCAUUGCUUUCCUAUGGGGAAUUAAGAGACGCUGGAGGUCCUCACAUAGCGUGAGGACGUCCAGCGACGCUCUAGCAGGAAGUGGCUUUCUAGUAGACAGCCACAAGAGGUGGCGUUAACCAUGCAAGGUAAUUAUACCCUGCAAAUUACACUUGCAGGGUUAAGGCUAGUGGGAGUUUGCACCUAGACCACUCCAAUGGGCAGAAGCGGUCUGGGUGCCUGGAGUGUCCCUUUUAAUGUGGGGGGAAAAACCUUUUAAACCGUUGCAAUAUUAAAAUGUGAAAGAGAAAAAGGAAUGCAAUUUAUAGACAAUAGUGGACCUAUUACCACACACGGUUAUUCAGCUGCUUUUAAAUGUGGUGUGAAGCUAAUGGCUAAAUCCUCAUAAAAAUAUGUUCAUUUUGUACAACACCAUUAGCAUGUCAUGUAAUCCCAAAGAAUUCCAGUAUAUAAGAAUCUUGUGUUAACGUGUGUGUCAGUGUUUGCCUUUAUUUUUCUUACAUGAUGGCAUUUUUAUUUGCUGGAAUUUGUCUGCAUCAGUCACCAUGCCUAUCAAAGGCAUUGCCACACACUGCCCCUGAUCCACACAGAGCAAGAAGGCAAAAUAUAACGACUGCUGCAAAUGAUGAUUGUGUUUACCGUGGCAUUAUUGUUGCACAGAUAUGCAUUGACGCAGGCGAAAAACACUGUCAAAAUAUACCCCUUACUAAUUCGGUGUGGCAGGGUUCGGGGCAGCUGAAAACAGGCCACUGUGCCUGGAACUUAUCAUGGCAUUCUUUGUUAAAUAGAAAUUAACAGGGCGUAUUGGUACAUCUAGCUGCAGGUCACAGGUGAGAUACAUUUGCAGAAGGCCAAAUGUUUGACUCAUUUACUAUAGAACUUUUAGAGAAGCAACAAGGGGUGGUUUAUUUAUUUAUUUUUACUCUGUAGCAGCAUGUAUUCGUGAAAAGUAGAGAAAGCAAAGCUGACCCAGUAUGUCAUAGAUGAUUCUUGGAUAAUAUAGCUGUUUUUUUUAAGAAUGUUAAAUUGCAAAAUCUAGCCUAAAACAGAUACUUGCAAUGUCCUUUAUUAUAGCACUAUACUUGUGGUUCCAAAUUGUGUGACCGUUCAAUGAAGAAUAGUGGACAAUUGUGGGGGUAUUGUAUGUAACCUGUAAAUCUUCUUCUGAAUACAUUCAGAAUUAGAGUGAACAUUGUAUACCAUGUAAUAUGUAUGAUUAUUUACAUUGUUUUGCCUGUAAUAUGCAUUUAUAAUCACUACUACCCUGAUUUAUAAAUUGUCACAUUAUUCUAAGGCACUCUACAGUGGCUAUAUAGUGUUCAGCACUAACCAUAUUGAAUACAGAACAGGUUAAGCAAAGAAUAUGAAUCCUUUGAACAGACACAUUGUAUAGAGUAAAGAGGAAUUUAGACCUCAUUUGCUACAAGUCCAGAAUAACAAGAUGAGUCAUGAAUCCUGUAGUGUCAAGACAAUCUUGAAAUAUUGAGAAUUGAUUAUUUUGUACUUGUGGAGAUUUGGGAGUAAACCUGGAACGCAGUUUGUGAGUGUGUAUGUUGAAAGGUAAGGGUAGUGUGUGCCCGCGCGAGCAUAGAGGAGAAAAACUGUACUUCGGUUCAAUUUAUUGUGCUAGUGUACACACAGCUGGAUAAUCCACAUCAACUGAGCCAACAUGGUUUUAUACACACAGAAAAAUGCAGGGUCGUUAAGCUUAGACUGUAGUUCAGAGAGAAAAUGUUUCCUUCAUAGUUUACAGUGAAAUGCAGUUAUGGUUGCCAAGAUCAUGGACUCAUGAUUUGGUGCCACAUGAUAUGCGUUGAGGAAGUGACCAGAUGUGAUGCACAAUGUGGCCUUGGCUCCAGAGGAACUGGGAGGCGGGUGGAGAGAUUUUGGUUGUUUAGGGAGGGGUUGCUGAGAACACAUUUUCUUGCUUUUCUCUCUCCAGCUAGGGAUUGCAAACUGCAAUGUACAAUGUCAGAUUCUUCUUUCUUUCUAAAAUUACACAGGUGCUGUCAUAUUGCAAUUACCGAUCUCUCUGUCUUGAGUCUCCUAUGUUCUUUACAUCACCUAUCUGAAUAUUCAAAUUAUUGAUUUAAUUACACAUAGUAUUAUGUAUACACACCUGUGACUUUUUGUGUGUUUAAUAUUUAGUACACAUACAUAUAGGAUUGCAUCGUAGAAGGAGGGAGGUGCAGAGUUUGCCUGGAGUUACUGACAACCCUUGGUGAUGAAGGGGUUACAGCUGCAGUAUCUAACUGCAGGCUUUGAGCUGUAACCAAUGAAAUGUGGAGAAGGGGUGUGCCAGCCUCUCACACCUGGCUCUCUUGGCAGCUCUCUGUCCCUUUACUAAUCCCUCCAGGGCCUGCAGCCUCCUGCCUGCUUGAUCAGGCCAGCACUAGCCUCUGUUGUGGGAGGAAAUAGAUUUGGAAUUCUAUGACUGAACGCCUGUGCAUAUGUGAAUUGGAAAAAAAAAAAUAUAUAUAUAAAAAAAUAUAUAUAUAUAAAUAUGGCAGAAAGAAUGGCAAAUAGGUCAUGUUCUGUUCAAUGUAAAUAAUGUUGACUCUGAGCAUGAUUCAAACCUUUUGAAGUAAAGAUUCCCUAAAUAAAAUUUUAUCCGCAUAAGCCAUCUUCUGCUUGUAUGUGGAUGACUUUCAUUCUAAUGUAUGUAUCACAGAGGUGAUCUGCCAAGCCCUGAGGCUGCUCCACAUAUCGUGUGGGUAGUUUUACCUAUACUGGUAUGAUUUAUAGUCAUCAAGAUGUCUGAGGUCUUUCUAAAGUUAUGAAGUAGAAAGCCGCACUCAUUGUGUUUAUAUUUGAGACAUGAAAAGUUCUUCCACUAAAGAGCCGGCCACCUAUGUGAGAGUUUCAUGUACACAGAUUUAAUGAAUAAAAGAUGCCUUUUGAUUAUUGGUAAUCAAUACAUUUACAGGGUUUAACCCCUUAAGGACACAGGACAUGUGUGAAAUGUCAUGAUUCCCUUUUAUUCCAGAAGUUUGGCCCUUAAGGGGUUAAACUUAAAAUUCACUUUUAAUUAUCACUUUGUUGAAUCACCAUGUAUGAAUUAGUAUAUAUCCGUUUGAAGAACACUGGAUUAGGUGAAUUUUGUUUUAAGCUUCAUAGGGGAAUAUUUGUAAUUGAUAUUUAAUGGUUUUCUUAAAGGGUUUCUCUUUUUUUUUUUUUUUUUUCAAUUUUUUUUUUAAUCUAGAAUGUCCUAUUUGACAUUACUCGGUUCCCCCAAUAAAAACCUGCAAAAUAAAGCCGUAACUUAUCUGAAAUCCAGGUCUAGGCAAAGCUCCCUGUUUUGUCUACUUGUCCAAUAACGCUAUUGCCCUCAUGAAGUCCAAUCAUGCUUAAAAAAAAAUAAAGGUUUUACCGCACUCAAAUAAGGCUUGAAAUGCUUAAAUGAGAAUAAAAUUUUUUUUUAUUAAUUCAUUGGUUAAAAUCCUAAAUCACGUUAUUAAAAAAAAAAAAAGGGAACACAAAUAGGCAUCACACCCAUCGUUAUACAUAACACUAUAUAGUUCCAAUGGUGAAAUGAAAUUCAUAUACCAAAACCUCCCUCUAUUACUCCUAUCCAAGACAAAAAAUUGAUAGAUAUAACCAUGGUUCCCAAACUUUUUUUUUUUUUUUUUUGAAGUUCAAGGUGCCCUUAAUAUUUCUAUGUUGCAUAUCUGUACAGCGCUGCGGCAUUUACUGGCGCUAUAGUGUAAUGUAGUGUUGGUGUUUGAAGGGGUGCUUGCAUAUAGUUAUUGUGUUUGUAUGUGAUGUUUGAUUGCAGGGGUGUGUCUAAAUGAUGUAAUGUUCACUUUUAAAUGUGGAUGUACAUUUGUGUGAUGUGUUUGAGUGAAGUGGUGUAUUUAUUUUUUUUAGUUUGAAUGCAGGGGUGUAUGUAAUAUUUGAGUUAGAUUGCAUGAGUGUGCUUGUAUGUUGUGCUGGUGUUUUGACUACUUGGAUGUAUGCAUAUACACUACCACAUAUAUUCAUGCACAAUAACACACAGAUGCAUAUAAAUACACCGACACAUAUACACACACAGACGCACACUGACAUAUACUCGCUCACACAUACUCGCGCACACUCUCAAACUCAUACACAUACUCGCACACAUACAAGUGAUUUUUUUUUUUUAUAUCUGUUAGCUUACCUUAUGUGCCAGGAGGGUGACUUCGAGUCCAGCUGCUGCUGUGUGAGUGAGGGGUCUGGAGCUCUUCAUGCUCCUCUCCCCCCACGCUGGGGCUGCCUCCACCCGCGCUGUCUCCCUGUCAUUUCCUCCCAGCCAGUCGACAUUACGGGGGUCCGGUUGCGGUCGCAAAAAAAAUAGAAAAAAUGAAAAAGGAUUAACAAUGUCCAGUAAAGAGACCAUUAAGGAUGGAAAAAAUCGUGUAUAUACAAAGUCCACUCUUGCGUGUAAGAAAAAAAAUAAAAGGAACAAAAAGAUAACAUGUAAUUAGUUGGAUCUCACCAUGAGCAGUGAUCUAUCUUGGUAAAGAGGUCUUUAAUGCAUGCUGCACUGAUGGUUCAAAAAGUAUUCCAACUAGGUGUACACAAAUGUCCAGUAAAUCCUCUAAUGUACUUGUAUGUAGGUAUAGAGUUGGUUACUGACCGUCUCCUUCGUAGGAAAGUAUUGGGAUGGUAGCUGACACUCUCCUUUACGGAUAUCCUGGGCUGUGCGCUUGGGACAGCGAUGCCCAUUUGAAGAAUGAUUUACUGGACUUUUCGGUGUACUCCUAGUUGGAAUACUUUUUUGAACCAGAGCGCAUGUACAUGGGAGAGCGUGUGGGGGUGAACAAGGGAGGGUAUAAUAAAUAAAUAAAAUUAACUGAGGGGAUUAUUAAAAAUUAUAAGCAGACAGCAGAGAGGGUUCAAUUAUGAGAAGAGGAGAUAUAGGGUUACCCUCGCAGGCUCCUUCCCAUCGCUUCCUUCAAGGAUAGAAGUUGAACGUCUGACAACAGAUGUGUUUUAUGUACAGAUUUAACAUUAGGCAACCUGGAAAAAUAGUAGAAAAGAGUAGCCCGUGGGCCAAAGCCCAGAGGACACUUGGAAGUCCCUGUAAGUCUGUAUAGUUACAUCUCUAAAAAUAAAUGUUAACAGAAAUAAUAAACAUAAAUAACAUAUUUACACAAAGAUAUCCCACAUAAAUUCGUAAACGGUAGGACAUAAUGAAAAUGGUUCAUGUUUGUGUAAAUAUUUUAUUUUUUGUUUUUCUGUUAUCAUUUUAUUUUUAGAGAGAUAUUAAAUAAAUUGUAAUUUUAGACCAUACAGUAGUGUCGUCUGGGCUUUGGCGCACAGGCUACUCUUUUCUACAAGCUUACUAUUUGAGGGUUACCCCCUAUUUUGUCCCUGAAAACACACUCUAAAUCCCUCCUUGGGAACUAGGUAUUUUCUUUCAUUGUCAACCUGGAAAAAUCUUCCAGUCUGUCUAAGACACGUGUGCAGGGGUGGCAACUAUCCACGAACAAAAAAUGAGAAUACAUCUCUGUAUGUGCAGCGCUUCAAGCAGAAACUGUUCACAUGCAGAUUCCUCCCACCAUCACCACUUCUAAAAGCAGAAGUGGUCAUGGUGGUUGAAGUAACCCUUUAAAGACCAGGGAUGUUAUAUUACAUCACAGCAAACCAGCCUUUAAAGAUCCUGUACCAAAAUGACCCACUCAUUUAAUGAAUGUGCAGGGCUAAAUUACCAAAGCAUUCCAAAUCUUUAUAAGCUCAGAAGUGACAGAGCUGCUUUAAAGGAAUUUUCAAUGUGGUCCAAAUUGCAGGUUGAGUGAUACCAUUUUGGGAGGAACAAGGGCCUUAUUAGGCCUAAGGGUACUUGGGUUUGCAUUCCUGAUUGAAUGCAACUGUAGGUUAGUAAAAACUGAAAUGGCUGAUUCUCUGUUCCUGUACACAAUGUAGAACAUUGAACUCUUGUAGAGAAAUGCACAUGGACAAUAACAUAAUAAUUUUUUUUUUUUUUCUUAUAAAUCUGUUUUGCACAAAGAAAAAUGUCACAUAACAGAUCAUAGCAAGGUAUUAUCAUGUGCAUGUCUCCUUAUUCGUUGCAAAUAUUCCAGGCAUGUCACACCAACCAUACCUUUUAUAACCGGUAUAUAGUCUAUUCUUUCUAAUUAAAUAAAUGGUCUGUUUGAUCUGAGUAAAUAUACAGUCGUGGAUAGGAAGAGACAAUGAAGGCUAUCUGUCUCUCCAUGCUAAUCCUCAUAGCUCAUGUCACACCAUUCCAAGUUAAACCAUCUUCGAGCACUUUAACACUGAAUGAGGGCCCCUGGCCACCCUCAGCCUGGAUUCCACUGGAGGUUUGGCUAAGACAGAGAUUGCACACUUCCUUCUAGCCAUACUGAUUCAUACCCACAAUGGCCACUGCGAUAAGCUGAAAGCGGUCAGCUUACACUCUCAGCCAAUCACAGCUACGUACUGAUGGCCUGGCUAAUGUUUCCUCAUUACUCAAGAAGCACAGAGAGAAUGAGCUGAUGGGAACUCUUGUUUAGUAUUAACACAUUAAAAACGGUUUGAUGCUGAAUGCAAGAACAGCACUCAGGGACUCCAGACACUAUAACCACUUCAGUUAGGUAGUGUUACAGUGCCUAUAGUGUCCCUUUCAUUUAAUGUUCAGAUUCUUUAUGAAGUACUAAAUUAUCCACCAUGAAUAAAAAAAAUAACUUAAUAAAAGUAGUGAUGUAAAAAUAAUUAUAAAAAGCAUUUUUUUUUUUUUUUUUUUAGCCUUUACUUGCACGGUGUGUGCAUUUGUAUGUCUUUGUAUGUACUGUGUGUCUUUUCUAUUUGUAUGUAUAGCAGAUUUUCAGGUAGCUCUAUAUACAGCAAAUGGUUAAAGCUGUGACUUAAAGUGCAUGAUGGGAAUUACUAAUUAAGGAUGUCCAGCAGAGACUCUCCUCUCCUCCCUCCUCUUUGCUAGAACAUUACAUCCUCCUGUCUAUCUGCAGAGCUAUCCAGAACAUUCUGCUCAUCUGCACCACCACUUCUUAUCUUUGAAUUGCCCAGUUAUACACACUAUAUAGCAGUUUUCUUUAUUGGUGAAUAUCUCUGCAGCAACUUCAUUAUGUGCAAUUUUGAAAGCAACAUCUUUUAGCAAGCAGCAUUAUGUUAUUUAGCAGUGCACGCAAAGACUAUUGAAAUUAUACUUUGAAAACAAACUGACUGGUGAGCUAAGGGUUAAGCUUGCAAUGUGUGUUGAGGAGAUGAGGUGAAACAGAUGUAAGUUUAAGAUUAUGUAGUCAGAUGCAGCUGAGUAGCAUGUCCCAUGGUAUGCAUUAUCUGUGCAUAGAUAGUUUCUCUCUGUGCAUGGAGGCUUGUUCAUUAUCAUUGGGUACUACUGUUCAGUAUACAAAAACUUUCUCCUCGGUGUAUAGGCAUUCCUCAUUAUUUAAUGAUGCACAGUUAUUGACUGUGUCUUAUUUCAGUAUGUUAGAGGCACAGUGUGUUUUAUUUUCUUUAUUGUUAUGAAUAGCUAUAGUUCAUUCCAUAGAGGCAUGUUUCCUGCUUAUCCGACCGCCUGCAGUCUCCCUUCCAUGUAUUCGGUAUGUUCUUCACUGCCACAUGUGCCUGCUUUUUUGUCUUCCUAGUAUUUGAUCAUUUCCAUGCCUAUUGUCCGAGAUCUAUAUUACUUUGUCAUUGUGAGCUACCUUACAAUACAUGGUCGUCUUAUUUAUUCUAAGUCUGUAUACCUAACUCAUCAGUUUUUCUGCAAGUGUAAUUCUUAUCUCCCAUCUUUGUUUUUCCUUAGGAUGCCGCUUGUUGCCCGCUCCAUUGAGCCACGCCACCUGUGCCGGCAGAAACUGCCUCCUGCCCGCAAUGAAUUGGAGUGUAUGACCAACAUCACUCUGUCCAAUGUCAUCAGACAGCUGGGUAGUCUCAGUGAGUGAAAAAUCUAGUGACCAAUUUAUAUUUUAAUCACACUGUAUUGUGAAUUGCUGGCUUAGUGAAUAACCCUAGUAAAUAACUGAUAAGCCUAUUGUAAAGCGCUAAAGAACUUGCUGGCGCUAUAUAAAUAAUAGAAUAAUAAUAAGCCAAGUGUUAUACCACGCAUGCUGUAUUCAGGUUGUUAGAUGAUCAGUAAAAUUAAUCAGAAAUGUUAUUUUUAGUUAUUCUAUUUUUCUUUUUGUGAGGGCUAUUAGUAAUAUUGAGGUGCAGAAAGGGGAAAAAAACAUAUGCGUCAACUGCUGUUUUUUUUAAUUUAUUUUUUAUAAAUUAAAAAUAUAAAAGAAAAGUAUUCAGCAGUGAUGCACCUGCCGUCAAGAAGAGUUUCCUUUGUAUGCAGGGAGAAAAUUAUGGCACCAAGAACAGAGACAAUGCCUUCAACUUUAGUGUUACUGUAUACUGAUUUUAAAUUAUUUUUCCACCUUUAAAAUUCUCCCCUCAUAUCACACUUUAAAUUUGCCAGAUGGCAAGUUUGUUUUAACAGUUCUCAAUGAGAUAUGUGCUUGAUGGCAAUUUUGUUGGACCACUAGGAAAAUUAGUUUGUCUGAAAGAGGUAUGGCAGGCUCUAUUCAGGGAAGACCAUGCAAGGCACGCUUUUGAGAUACUCUGAUGAUCUUAAUGUCUUGAGGUUACUCUGUGCAGCACCAGCACAUCUAUUUAGAGACUUUUCCCUGGUGUUCCCAUAUAAAGGCACCAGGGAACAAACCCAGAACAGGAUAACAGAAUUAUAAAACCGGGACAGUUUUACAUACCAUAUUACACCAUACCUCCAAACUACAGAACCAUGAACACUAAAUUGAAGAUAUAUUUAUAGAGCUAAUUACUGGUUAGUAUGGGUGGCUCUUAAGAGGUUUAAGGCCACCUAUAGUCCUGAAAAUAAAAGGUUUUAGAUUCCCUUCUAUCACUGUGACCACUGUCCACCCCCCUUUUGCUGAUAAAUAAUAAAGUUGAAUAAACUUUCCAUCGCUGCAGCUGCCUACUCCUCCUCUGAUGACAUCAGAGUCUUCUGCGAUCUCGAGAUACACAUGCACAUCCAAACGCUGUGCACCAACAAUUAAAUGCUACUUUAUGUCAGGAUUAUAUUGAUCCAGCACGCAGAAUAGCAUCACACCCUAGAACUAAGAGUAACGUCUUACCGGGCCCUAGAAUGGCCAGGCUUAACGUACCCGAGAAUAGUCAGAAAACUAGCCGAGGUCAGGGACACAGAACUAGACACCGCGAUAAGGAAAAGCCAAAGGUCAAGGGUACCAGAAAUCAGGGAAGUCAAAACGAAGCCAAAGUCAAAAAACAGAAAAACACGACCAGGAACACACUUUCGGAUAACCAUCUAAGAGCAAUAAGACAAAGGAAUAAGUGAGUUUAAAUAAUCCUCUUGCAGAUCCGAUUGGCUGUACCUAGCCCUUGACCCCAAAAUGUGCGUGUGCGUCUUUUGCGUGACGUCACCCGCAUUUCGACGUCGUCUUUACCAUGGACGGACGUGGGCCCAUAUAAUUGCGUGGGCCCACAGCGGCCGGCGUGCACCGACAUGCCACACAAGCCAGGCAUCAUGGCAAAAGGCCACUGAGCGGCACUCUCCUCGAUCUUCGGAAGGUAAUUAUCUCUGUUUUUGCCACAUGGAUACGAAGGAUACUUGACACUAUGAUCAGCAGUUGAUUGCAGGCCCAGGUUUGAUUUGUUAGUUCUGGAAGUGGAAGCACAGUCAUUAGAGGUGUGCUUAACCCUUCGUUGUAAGUAUUGCUGUGUCCACAAAAUGCAAUGUUUUACGUUGCAGGGAUAAAAUGACAGGACCAGAUAGAUGCACGCAGAAUGAGUCUGAGUGACUUUCACACAAAUAGAAUUUUUAUAAGAAUACCUUUUUUUUUUUUUUGAAAGUGGUAACAAAUAUAUGUUCUAUACUUAUCUCUCUUAGUUCUGUAUGUGCCAAACCUUGCAUUUACUGUAUUUUAUUUCAACUUAAUGCAACGAUCUAAAUAUCUUUUUCAUAAUUGGUUAAACUCUCCUUUUAUUUCAGACAAUGGUGGGUGGUCAUUCUAAAAUUAGUUGUUAGGAACUGGGGAUGAUUAAAUUGUUGUUGAAUAUGAACACAAUUUUAAAGGAAUUCUAUAGCUUUAGCUUAAUGGAGCGGUUUUGGUGUAUAGAUGUUUUCAUUUUACCUUCUGCAGUACACAAUAAGCCUGCUUGGCCCCAAAAUCUUUCGCUUCCUAUUUUAUUUCUAUGUAGCCUCAGAAUGUACUACUUGAUUGCUUAAAGUGGUCCUAAUUUUUAUUUUUUUCCCCAGCAUUUAAAUUUUGGCUCUCAUUUUAUUUCCUUUACUGCAGCCAGUGUUAAUUUUGGCUGCAAAUUUAAAUUUAGUUUUAGUAUUUUGAUUAAAAAGCCAUUUUAGUUUUAAUCGACUAAAUCUCAAACAUUUUAGUUGACUAAAACUGUUAGUUGCUGACUUCAGUUUUCCUGGUCUCUUGAUUGACUCUUGAGAACAUCUCUCUCAAUUUUCAUGCUAGGUCGCUAUGCGGAGGACAUAUUUGGAGAGCUGUUCACUGAGGCAAGUCUUUUUGCUCACCGUGUUGGAACCCUGGGGGAGAGGGUGGAGAAGCUACAGGUCAAGGUGACACAGCUGGAUCCCAAAGAGGAAGAGGGUGAGUAAUAUGGUCAGAAACACAUCCCUCAGAAGUCAAAAAAUUGUCUUGCACAAUUUUGACAAUGCACAGAAUCAGUUUUAUAUAUAUUUAUUUUUUUUGUCACAUUUUAACAUUGUGUCUGUUGUGCUUAGUCUCUCUUCAGGGUAUAAAUACAAGGAAGGCGUUUCGCAGUAACACCUCACAAGAUCAACAGCUGUUCGUUCGUGACUCUCUGUCACUCCCUGUGCAUGAGACUUACAUCACCUGUAACAUGCCACCUCCACUUAAUAUCCUGUCACCUUACAGGUAUAAGGCAAAUGCUAAACAUAGAUGUUUAAUGGGUGUAAUUGAGAGCCUGGUUGUUUUGUAAUGCAAACCAGCAAUGUUUUUAUAUCUUACAUGUCUUGUCCCUUUAGUACAAAUCUCGAUCCUUUUGACUGCUGAAUCUUAUGUCUGUGAUUUAAAUUUUUCUUUUUGCAUGUAGGGAUGAUGGGAAGGAAGCCUUGAAAUUUUAUACAGAUCCAUCCUAUUUCUUUGAUCUGUGGAAGGAGCAGAUGUUACAAGAUACCAAGGAUAUCAUGAAGGAGAAGCGCAAGCAUAGGGUGAGACUUCCAUGGCACUUGGUGUAUUUUAAAGGGCGCACAGAAUUUGUAUUCAGAUAUACUUGAGCCAUGCUCAGCCAAGAAUUCUUUCUUGCAACCUAUAGUGUUAUUUGCUGCGUAUUUGCUGCGUAUCUUUACUACUGUUUUACAUUUUAUUUUCAGUUUUGAGUGUGGCCAUUGUUACUUUUGAGAGCAGCAGUAUAUGGGGAAACUAAGAAAGAAUUUAUGAGAAAACUGACAAUCAGCCAAACUGUAGUAACCUGCCCUUAAAAUAAUUUACACUUGGGCUCUGAUUUGGCUUCUAUACUUUUUCUUAGGAUCUACUGAAUUUUACAUGCUAAUCCAGACAAUUACUUUUCCUAUAAGGGUAUCUGCUUCGUGGCAAGGCUCAAAGUAGGCUGAAAUCUGAGAUUUAAUUCUCUUGUGCAGAAGGAAUUUGCUGGCAUUCCAGUUCUGGGCGUUUCUUGUGGGCAGCACUAGUCUGAUAUGCGAGUGUUAUGGGUUCCCUCUGUAAUGGCACAUGUGAGCUAAAUUGGUUUGAUACCUGAGUGGUGACUUAUUUGAUGUCACAGUGACCAAAUUUCAGUAGGAACUCCCAGAUCACUAAAUGAUUUUAGAAAUUGGUGAGCUUUAGCUCACGCUCUCAGCUUAUCACCAGCAACCCUGUGAAACCCUCCUCAUACUGCGAACUAACAAAACAAUAGAUAACACAAACUUUAACUGCUAUCAUGGUUACCAGUUCCUAAAGAGUGUUUUUUAACCACAAGAUUAUAUAGUCCUAUGCUGUUUUCAAUUUAAUACUUUAGCUAAUGAAUGUGGAUUAAUUAACGUGAUCAUAGACAUAGUUCUGAUCUACCUCUGCCGGCAAAUCAGUGCAUGCUUUUACAAAUGAUGUCAGCCCUGGGGUAAUAUAGCCCUGUAUCAAUGGUGAUCUAACCUUUCCCAUUGAUUAUUGCAUGGAGUUUUCAGUCAGCAUUUUAGUAUUCUACUAAGGUAGCCCUUUUUCCUUAUGUUUUAUAUCUCAAUGCAGAUAGAUUGCAUUCUUGAUUAGGUAGGGAUAGGGCAAGGCAUACUUUUAUUGCUUUAUUCUGUUGAGAGAAUAUAGACAGUCUCGAUUCUAUCUUAAGAAUAAAUGUGUGUGUUUUCAAAUUCCAUACUGCUUGGUGGGUGACGUGGCAUUUAGCAUCAAAAGUGAAUGCACUGUGUGACUGACAUUUUGCAAGCCAAGAACUACUAAUCAUACAUGUCCCUGCCUUCCCAAGAUUCAUGAGUUACAUUCCCAUGUAGUAGCUACCAUCAUUAAUUUAAACACUCUUUUAAUAUCAAUAUGCUGUGACAGAUUAUAAGGAAACAUAUUUGCGAUUUGCUGAGCCAUGAUUUAGGUAAAAUACCUUUUUGGAAAGAUUAUAAAAAAAAUAUAUAUAUGAUAUAGUGUGUGCAUGUGUUAUUCUUUUUUUGGGGUAUUACAUUUGUAUAGCUAUAUGUUUGCAUACAACUUUAAAAUUGCAUUUCACUAUAGCAGGGGUAGGCAACCUUUUAGCAGCACUGUGCCGAUAUAGGAUUGUGAUAUCCCGUAGCGUGCCGGUCCUAUUUUUUUUAAAAUUGCCGUGUGUAUGUUGCCGUCUUCUGCUUGUGUUAUUUUUACUGUAAUUGCUUUAUAUUGUUGUAUUUGUGCGUAUAUGAGCUAUUAUAUUGUAUAUGUUCAUUAGUAGUUGAUGGUAUCAUGUAUGAUACGUAUGAAUGUGGGCUGUGUAUGAGAGCUGCUUGUGGAAUUGUGUGUGGAUGGAUAUGUCACAUUGUGUGUUUGGUAGUGUGUGGGGGCUGUUUGGGGUGUUGCAUGUGAGAGGCUGCAUGUGGGGUUGUGUGCAUGUAUGUGGAUUGUUAGUGGUGUUGCGUUUGUGGGGAUUGUGUGUAUGUUUGUGUGUGGGCUGUUCAUAUUUGUAUGUAUCUGCAUUUCUGUGUAUAGUGGGGGCCAGGUACAGGUCAAGGACAGGAGUUGCAACAGUCGCUACGGGCUGCUCUACUACAGUGUGGACUCCUAUUUACAAGUGCUGGGAAGAAGUGAUCUGAGAUCACUUCCUCUAUGUUCUGCAAUGCAUAAAUUGAGGAUUGUCCUUCACCACCUCUUCGUAUUAGCAGAUAUCUGAAGUUUUACUGGGACUCCUGAUAGGCCAGAGCCUGUUUGGCUCGAGCAGCCUUGAGUGCCGUAGGUUGCCUACCCUUGCUCCAUAGUAUGAAAUGACAUCACGGCUUUAACAUGUCUUCCUCAUAUUUCCCACAGAGACUCAUUAACAGAGGUUUUUGCCUUCAGUGGGUGAUGCUGGGAUUAUUGGUUUUCUAGGUUUGCAGUUAGUAGAUUUUUAUGUACUGAAAGUGCAAUGAAAGGAACGUUGUGUGUUUGCGACCUGCAGGGAGGGGAUGCAGAGCGCACAUUCUCUUAUGCUGGGCCAACCACCAACCAUUCACUGUGUUGAAUGCAGGGGGAUUUGUUUUUGUGCUUUAUUUAUUUAAAUGCUAGUCUGAAUGCAAAUAGCUUUUUUGAAUGGGGGGUGGGGAAACACUGAGGUGCAAAAUAGACUGGGUUAAAAACAAACAAAAAAACAUUAAUUAUAGUAGGUUGUUCAAUAUAAAUAUAUGUUUUAUUUAUAUAUAUAUAUAUAUAUAUAUAUAUAAUAUAUAUUCAAUCCAAUUUAAAAAAAACAAUAAAAACUAAUGAUCUUUGGUAAGACAUGCCACUUUUAUGCAGAUGACAGCUGAAGUGGAAUAUAUAUAUAUAUAUUUUAUCCAAUAAAGGUGAAGUGAGAAUAUUGAAAAAGGUAUCAUUUCAUUGUGUGUGUGUGUGUAUAUGUAUGUAUAUAUAUAUAUAUAUAUAUAUAUAUAUAUAUAUAUAUAUAUAUAUAUAUAUAUAUAUAUAUAUAUUUAUUUCCUGGCCAUAUCCAUGGCAGCACAACAAUGGGUAGCUCCUCCCCUAUCCCUAGUUAGACAGGAACUAAUUAAAAUAAGGGUACAAAUACCCCCUCCUACCUCCUCCUCCCUCAGUCUUUUUGUUCCUGUCCUAUCCCUAUAGGACCAAAUUAGUCUAUUUUCAGGACUAUAACCACUUUUCUUUUAUGGCUUACCUGAGGGUUUUUACCUUCUGUCCUCAAGGAAGUUCAGCCUCUCUUCCUUGGGAAGCUUCAGUAUCCGGCCCUGUGCAAAGGUGUCCCCCUGAAGAUACCCCCUUAGUGACCGGGGGUUUUACUUGCAGUGACCCUAGGGGUAGCAAGAGAAAAAAAUGCCAAAUAACUCUGAUUCCCUGCAGUGACCAAGAGGUAGCAGGAAGUGGCAAGAAGACUUUAUCCUGGAUGGAUUUCUGCAUUUUACAACAGCCCACAUGUAUGUAUGUACAAAUACUUUUUACAAUAUAUACUGUAUUUGUUAGAUCAUAUGUGUGGGUUUUUUCCCCCCCCUACCUAUUAUUUCUGUGUACUUUUUCUUUCACGCCUUCUCGGCGUCCUGUUUGUCCGGGUGCGCAUGCGCGCCGUUUCGCGCGUGCACGUUUGUAUCGCGUGCACGCUAGCUUCAUUCGCGUGCACGCCGGGUCCGCGCGCACGCUAUACACCGCGCAUGCGUCUGGUCCCCAUGAGGCAGUUACAGUGCCUCCUACUCCGGAGUAGCUUCCGGGUUUGUGCCGCGCAUGCGCAGUUAACGAGCAAUGAAUUCGCUCGUUUUGAGCAUGCGCGGAUAGGCGGUGACGUCAGAUAUGACGUCACACGCCUAUUUAAGCGCCAAAGUUGAAUUAAAUUAUUACCUGAUGUCCUCAUUAGGUCUUUAGAGGACCUGUUUUCUUACAGUUCUCAAUUUGAAUUGCGUUUAUAUUUUACUGAAAAUCUGAAGGUAAGCUUUACUUCUUAAAGGUAUAUACACAUUUUUUUCAUUUCUUUACUCCUUUCUUUCUAUAACAAUAAGAAUUCCUUUUUUAGACUGUUCAUAAUCAACUCCAAAAUGGAAAAAGACAAAAGGAGAUCAAUUUCUUCUGAUUCGGACUCUUCUGGAUAUAAAAAUAGGUCACACUCUAAGAGUUAUAGGUAAGCCAUAUCACAUCAUUUUUUUCCCUUAUCCGGAAUAUGAUACAUGAAAUAAAAGAGUGCUAAUGUGAGAUAUUUCCCUAUCAUGAUAGUUCUACGGGAAAGAAAACAGUGAGAUCAUCCAAAGGAAAAUCUCCAAAGAAAAAUCAAUGCGAAGCCUGUAAUAAUAAACCGCUGGAAGGCAAACGGUUAUGCGCAGAAUGUUUAUCUGAAGCAGCUGGAACAUCUAAUCCUUCAAUGGAAUUUGUACAGUUCAUAAAACAAGCGGUGGCUCAAGGUAUCAAAGAAGCAGGGGCAAGUCACAAAAGACCCAGGUUACAUGAACCUUCGGAUUACCAACGUAAUGAUUCGUCAGAUGAAUCCAUGGAUAUGGAAUCAUACCAGGGGAAUUUCUUAUCUUCAGACGAAGAAGAAACUCAGGCCCCUGCAGAUUUUUUAGAACCUGCUCAGAUAGACCACCUCAUUUACAAAGUCCGUAAAUCUUUGAGCUUGAAGGAGGCAGUUGCAGAGCAGUCAACCUCUUAUCGUUAUUUCUCAGAUUUGAGAAAGAAAAGAGCUACCUUUCCAGUACAUGAUACUAUUAAGGAAUUAAUUAAAGACGAGUGGUCUAACACAGAUAAGAAGCUUUCAGCACAAGGCAGAAUAUCUCGCCUCUAUCCUUUUGACAAGUCUGAUUCAUACCAUUGGGAUAAUGCCCCUAAGGUAGAUGCGGCAGUAGUUCGACUCGCAAAACACACCACAUUACCAGUAGAUGAUGCAGGCUCAUUUAGACACCCAAUGGACAAAAAGAUGGAUCUGCAUCUCUCAAAAGCUUAUGUAGCAGCAGGGACUGGUUUUCACCCUGCAAUAGCCCUUACUUCAGUAUCCAGGGCCUUAAAAAUCUGGAUCGAAAACUUGGAAGAAGAUAUCAGAGAUGGGAGAAACAGAUCUUCUCUUCUGGAAAGAUUAAAUGAUAUUAAACUGGCCGUUGACUUUACCUCAGAAUCCUCAGUGGACAUGGUGAAAGCUUUAGCAAGAAACAUGGCUCUUUCAAUUUCAGCUAGAAGAGCUUUAUGGCUGAGAUCCUGGUCCGCAGAUUCAUCAUCAAAGUCUAGUCUAUGCGCCCUUCCUUUUCAUGGUGAGAUGUUGUUUGGUAAAAAUCUAGACGAGUGCAUCAAAAGAGCUGCAGAAGGUAAGAGAGCCUUUCUCCCACAAGACCGGAAAACCCGUGGAUCCUUUCGAGCCAGAAGAUACUCUGAAUACCCCUCUUUUCGUGAUACCAGAUCUUAUAAACCAGGAAGAGAAUAUGGAAGAUCCAUUCCAUGGAGAGGAGGUCAUUCAUCCAACAGAGGAGGAAAGUCUAGAGGUUCCUCAUUUCACAAGAAGCCUUUAUGACAAACCCACCUACCAUUCUGGAGGAGUAGGUGCCCGUCUACUUCUAUUCCAGAAUAUUUGGAAACAUUCAACUCAAGACAGAUGGGUGCUGGAUAUCAUACAGAGAGGUUAUCUUAUAGAAUUCUCCACAAGGCCGCCUCCUCGCUCCUUCCAGAAGACAAUCUGGCCAAGAGAUGUAGAAAAAAGAGAUUCCCUAAAAAAGUUUAUCUCAUCCCUUCAAGACGAUGGAGUUAUCGUUCAAGUUCCAAGAGCUCAACAAACACAUGGGUUUUACUCCCAUAUCUUUCUCACCAGAAAAUCCACAGGGGGAUGGAGACCAAUAUUAGACCUAAGCAGACUAAACAAGUUCCUAAACAUAAGGAAAUUCAAGAUGGAGUCUCUUCAAUCCAUUGUAAAAGCAGUUUUUCCAGAUCAAUGGCUCAUGUCAAUAGACCUGGCAGACGCAUAUUUCCAUAUUCCCAUAGCACCCCAGCAUCAAAAAUUCCUCAGAUUCGCUGUAGAAGAGGGUCAUUUUCAGUUCCGGGCUCUCCCUUUUGGGCUAAGCACUGCUCCGCGUACUUUCUCAAAAGUUCUGGUGGUUCUCAUCGGAGAACUCAGGAAGAAAGGCAUUGCAGUAUAUCAUUACCUCGACGACAUCUUGAUUCUGGCAGAAAACAGAGAUAUAUUAGAAGAUCACGGCCUGAUAUGUAUACAGUAUCUUCAACAACACGGAUGGAAGAUCAAUUUUGCCAAAAGCAACCUAAAGCCAUCCCAGAGCAUGAUAUAUCUAGGAGCAGCAUUCAACACUGCAGAAGGUUCCGUCCAACUGUCCCCAGAAAGGGGUAUGAAAAUUCGGAAAAAGGUCAAAGACAUGUUAGCAUCCAGUGUUUCCUCAGCAGAGACAACUAUGAGCCUCCUGGGAUCAAUGUCCUCCACCAUAGGACUUACGAGAUGGGCCCAAUGGAGAAUGAGGCCUUUCCAAAGGAAUUUCCUUUCUCAAUUCAAGGGCAAUCUGUCUCAACCUAUAGUGAUCCCUCCUCACGUACAAAAAUCCCUGAAGUGGUGGACCCAGAAAGAAUCUCUCUUCAGAGGUUAUCCCUUAGGAAACAUUCCAUGGAUCAUCAUCACCACAGAUGCCAGUCAAUGGGGCUGGGGAGCCCACCUUCAAGACAACUAUGUUCAGGGGAAAUGGGCAUUUUCAACCUCCGACACCCCUUCAAAUCUUCUAGAACUUCUGGCAGUUUUCAAGGCUCUAAUACACUUCCAGCAACUUUUACUUCACAAAUGGGUCAAGAUCAGGACAGACAAUGCCACAGUUGUGGCAUAUAUAAAUCACCAAGGAGGGACAAGAAGUUGCAGAAUGAUGAAACUUAUGAAACCUUUGAUGGCCUGGGCUCAAAUGAAUUUGGAGAAUAUCUCUGCAAUACAUCUCCCAGGAACUCAGAACUCUGUGGCAGACUUUCUCAGCAGGGUGAGAUUAGACCCGGGAGAAUGGAGUCUAUCAGACAUCAUAUUUCUACAGAUCGUAGAAAAAUGGGGCCUUCCCCAGAUAGAUCUAAUGGCUACAAGCAACAACAGAAAAGUCAAGAACUUCUUUUCGAGAAUUCCAGAUCCCCAGGCCAUAGGAAGAGACGCAUUGACAUGCAGUUGGAACUUCAACCUGGCUUAUGCCUUUCCUCCGAAACCCCUCAUCUUCCCUCUGCUAAGGAGACUACGACAAGAGAAGACAUCACUGAUUCUAAUAGCCCCUUUUUGGCCUCGCAGACCUUGGUUUCCGCUCCUACUAAGUCUGUGCAAGAAGGAUCCAUGGCGCCUUCCAGUUGUCCCAUUCCUGUUACAUCAGGGUCCAAUUCAUCAUCCAAACCCAGCAUCCCUUCAUCUGAUGGCAUGGUACUUGAAAGGGAUGGGUUAAAGAACAAGGGAUUUUCGAGAUCAGUUAUCGAGACACUUCUUCAAGCAAGGAAGAAGUCCACUUCAUCCACUUACUACAGAAUAUGGGAUGUAUUUUCUUCAUGGGCCAGUUCAAGGCCCUUUGAUAUGUUGAACCCUUCAACUACUGACAUUCUUGAUUUUUUACAAUCAGGUCUAGAGAAGGGAUUGAGUUAUAACACUCUAAAAGUGCAUGUUUCUGCCCUCUCUGCUUUAACUAAUCAUAGAUGGGCACUGGAUCCAGACAUAGCUAGAUUUUUGACUGCAGUCCUCAAGAUCAAGCCACCCAUUAAGUCUAUUACUCCGCCAUGGGAUCUCCCUCUGGUCCUGAAGGCUCUUAAAGCAGAUCCUUUUGAACCUAUGGCAUCUAUUUCCUGUCAUCUUCUCACGAUCAAGACAGUUCUACUAGUAGCCCUAGCCUCUGGUAGAAGGGUUUCUGAUCUUCAGGCUCUUUCGGCUCGAGAACCUUUUACUAUAUUUCAUAAGGACAGAGUCAUCCUGAGAACGGUUCCAGAAUUCCGCCCUAAGGUAACUUCAGAGUUCCAUAUGAAUGAAGAAAUAAUCCUUCCAGCAUUAAGUACAGAAGAAUCUAAUAACAGGGAAGACGCUGAUGAUGAUGCUAUCGACCUAGUAAGAUGUCUUAAGAUAUAUAUACAAAGAUCCUCAGAAUGGCGUAUUUCGGAAAGGCUUUUUGUUAUUCCUAAUGGCCCUAGGAAGGGUCUGCAAGCUUCGAAAGCCACUAUCAGCAGAUGGAUAGUUUCGGCCAUUAUCCAAUCUUAUAGAUCAUCUAAAACUAGUGUUCCUGAAGGUUUGAAAGCUCAUUCUACACGUUCCCUUUCUUCAUCCUGGGCAGCUGCAGCAAAGGUUUCUACAGAACUGAUUUGCAAAGCAGCCACUUGGUCAUCUUCUAAUACAUUUAUUAGACAUUAUCGUUUAGAUGUAAGAGCUGGCCAAUACGAUGGAUUUGGCAGAUCAGUUCUUUCUGCCUCAAAGGAUUAACUACUAUUCUUUUUGUUCAUCACAUUGAGUUGUUUGUGACAAUACACUUGCAUUAUAUAAUAAUGUGUCUGAGUUUUUCUUUCCCUCCCUUGGUUUUAGCUUGGGUAUUACCCAUUGUUGUGCUGCCAUGGAUAUGGCCAGGAAAGAGAUAAAUUUACUCAUACUUACCGUAAUUUUCUUUUCCUGGUCAUAGGCCAUGGCAGCACAAAGGUCCCACCCAGGGAUAUUGCUGUUAACUAGACUGAGGGAGGAGGAGGUAGGAGGGGGUAUUUGUACCCUUAUUUUAAUUAGUUCCUGUCUAACUAGGGAUAGGGGAGGAGCUACCCAUUGUUGUGCUGCCAUGGCCUAUGACCAGGAAAAGAAAAUUACGGUAAGUAUGAGUAAAUUUAUCUCUAUAUUUCCUGGCCAUAUCCAUGGCAGCACAACAAUGGGUUAGCUCCUCCCUAUCCCUAAUUAGACAGGAACAGAAUUAAAAUCAGGGGUAUAAAUACCCCCUCCCACCAAUGGUCCCUUAGGAACAUUCCCUGCAGUAACCAAGCGGUAGCAGGAAGUGGCAGAAGAACCUCAUCUACAGAAGAUUCUUCUUACCUUUACCUGGCAGGCACAGUAAGUUUUAAUGCAUUUAUUGUGUAUUAUUGUACUUAUGGCUGUCAGGUUUUCCCCCUUCCACCUCUUUUGUAUGUGCCAUAGAUUUUGUAUUUUUUUUUUUUCCUUUAUCCUUCCUUCUCCCCUUUUCCCCUUUAAAAUUUGAUUUUACCGGGCUUGCCGCCAUCUUGUCGGCGUCUUCCCGGUCCCCCGCGCAUGCGCGGUCCAGCCGCCACGUCGUGGCUUCUUCCACGCAUGCGCGGACCGGUAGCUACGUCUGGUACGCCUCCGCGCAUGCGCGGAUUAGGGGGCACGUCGUGCGAACUUCCGCGCAUGUGCGGAGUAUUGUGCACAUGCGCGGAGUGUUCUUCCGGGUUCGCGGUGACGUCAUCAGUGACGUCACUCGCCACCUUUAAAAAGGCGCCAAGUUUGAACUUUCUUACCUGUUUCAGGUUGCCUGGACUCUGGGGAGCUCUUGCAGCAUCUUUUGUUCCAGUUUUGUUCGAUUUUUCAAACCUCCAGUUUCUGUUGCUCAGCUAUGGGUUUAUUUCUUAAAGGCACAUUCCCCUUUUUUCACAGAUUGAGUUUUUAUGCUUUUUUGAGUAUAAAUAUUUCCUUCCUAUAUUAUGACAGGGAAGAUGGACAAAUCUUUCUCAUCAGACUCUGAGGCUUCCAUUCAUAAACAAAGGUCACAAUCCAAAGGUUAUAGGUAAGCCAUUAUUUUUCUCUCUCUCUAUCUAGACCAAACAAAAAGAGUGCAUGGUUUAAUUAUAUUUCCCUAUUAUGUCAGCUCUAUGGGAAUUAAAGCAUCCAGAACUUCCAAAGGCAAGUCGCCUAUGAAGAAGAGAUGCGAAGCCUGCAGCAAUAAACCUCUGGAAGGCAAGCGUCUCUGCGCUGAAUGCCUCUCUACAGCCGCAGGCACUUCCACUACUGCCCCUACUCCAGAUAUGAUGGAGUUUAUUAAACAAGCGGUCUCCCAGGGCAUCAGAGAAGCUGGCAAGUCCCACAAGAGGCCAAGAUUCGCUGAACCCUUGGGGUUUUCUCAGGAAGAAUCCUCAGAUGAGUCCUUAGACUCCUACAGGGACGGGCUAUCCUCCUCUGAAGAAGAAUCUUAUGCCCCAGAAUUCAUGGAGCCUGCUCAAGUUGAUCAUUUAAUAGCCAGAGUGCGCAAAUCCUUGAGUCUCAAGGAAAUUUCCCCUGAGCAACCUUCUACUUCCAGUAGAUAUUUUGCUGAUCUGAAGAAAAAGAGAGCUACGUUUCCAGCUCAUGAGACAAUCAAAGAACUGAUUGAAGACGAGUGGUCUAAUACUCGUAAGAAACUGACCUCUCAAGGCAGAGUUGCUCGUCUUUAUCCAUUUGAGAGAAAAGACUCCAGCUGUUGGGAUUCGACUCCUAAGGUAGAUGCGGCCAUAGUAAGACUGGCCAAACACACUACUUUACCAGUUGACGACGCAGGUUCAUUCAGAGAUCCCAUGGAUAGGAAAAUGGAUCUGAACCUCACCAAAGCUUACGUGGCUGCAGGCACAGGCCUCCAUCCAGCAGUUGCUCUUACCUCAGUUUCCAGAGCUUUAAAGAUCUGGAUGGAAAAUCUAGAGGCAGACAUCCAAAGAGGCAGGAGCAGAUCCAGUCUUCUAGAAUGCCUAAAAGAUAUAAAGCUUGCAGUAGACUUUACGUCUGACGCUUCGGUGGAUCUGGUUAAAGCUUUUGCCAGAAAUAUGGCCCUCUCCGUUUCAGCCACAAGGGCUCUAUGGUUAAGGUCCUGGAUAGCAGAUACCUCUUCUAAAUCUAGUUUAUGUGCCUUACCUUUCCACGGCGACAUGUUCUUUGGGAAAAACUUGGAUGAAUGUAUUAAAAGAGCAGCUGAAGGCAAGAGAGCUUUUCUCCCACAGGAUCGUAAACCCAGAGGUUCCUUUCGAUCCAAAAGAUAUCCAGACUAUUUUUCCUUUCGAGAUGCCAGAUCUUACAAACCAGGAAGAGAGCAUGGUAGAUCCCAGCCUUGGAGAGGUGGACAGUCAUCCAGAGGCGGUAAAUCUAGAGGCACCUCAUUCCACAAGAACCCCAGAUCUUUAUGACUGGUUUCCCCCCCAGUCAGUAGGUGUGGGGGCACGUCUGUUGCUCUUCCAAGACGUAUGGGAAUUAUCCACCACAGACAGAUGGGUGUUGGAUAUCAUAAGAAGGGGAUAUCGUUUAGAAUUUUUCAGAACCCCUCCAGCUUACUCCUUUCAAACUACCAAAUGGCCAGGAGACGCAGCAAAAAGACAGGCCUUGAAAGAUUUCAUCUCGACGCUCCAGGAAGGAAAUGUCAUCAUUCCAGUUCCUCAGCAACAACAAGGUCAAGGGUUUUACUCUCACCUGUUUCUCACCAAAAAAGCUUCAGGUGGUUGGAGACCUAUCUUAGACUUAAGCAGGCUGAAUCGGCAUCUCCUCAUCCGAAAGUUCAAGAUGGAAUCUAUUCAAUCCAUCAUAAAGGUCGUCUUUCCACUCCAAUGGAUGAUUUCUAUAGACUUGGCAGACGCUUAUUUCCACAUCCCCAUCACUCCAGAACAUCAGAAAUUCCUUCGGUUUGCGGUGGAACAAGGGCAUUUUCAAUUCCGAGCCCUGCCGUUUGGUCUCAGCACAGCUCCAAGAACAUUCUCCAAGGUCUUGGUUGUUUUGAUUGCGGAACUCAGGAAAAAGGGCAUAGCCAUUUACCAUUACUUAGACGACAUCCUCAUCUUGGCAGAAGACACAGAUACCCUUCAGACCCAUGGACAGGUUUGUCUACGUUUUCUACGCCGUCAUGGUUGGAAGAUAAACGAGAACAAGAGCCAAUUACAGCCGGUUCAGGAGAUGAAAUAUUUGGGGGCCAUAUUCAACACUCUAGCAGGCACAGUGCAACUGUCUCCAGAAAGAGGUACGAAGUUGAUGUACAAAGUCAAAGACAUGUUGGCAUCCAAUGUGACCUCAGCAGAAAGAUGCAUGAGCCUAUUGGGAUCAAUGUCCUCCACCAUCGGGCUGACAAAAUGGGCCCAAUGGAGGAUGAGGAUUUUCCAGAAAAACUUCAUCCUUCAAUUCAGAUCGAAAAGUCCUCUUCAGCCUAUCAAGAUUCCACCUCAGGUCCAUCAAUCUCUGAUUUGGUGGUUACAGAAGAAACCCUGCUCAGAGGGUUUCCAUUGGGGAACAUCACAUGGACAGUUAUUACCACGGACGCAAGCCAGUGGGGAUGGGGUGCCCACCUGCAAGAUCAGUUUAUCCAAGGGAAAUGGUCCUUUCCAGUAACAGAGACUCCCUCCAACCAAUUAGAGCUUCUGGCAGUUCUAAAGGCUCUAGAGAAUUUCCUUCCCCUCAUACGCUUCAAGUGGAUCAAGAUCAGAUCAGACAAUUCCACUGUAGUUGCCUACAUAAACCAUCAAGGGGGAACAAGGAGUCGGAAAAUGAUGUCCAUCAUGAAGCCCCUAAUGUCCUUCUCCCAGAAGCAUCUUGCGGGCCUAUCAGCGAUCCAUCUUCCGGGAGUCCAGAAUUCCAUAGCGGAUUACCUGAGCAGAGUGGAAUUAGAUCCAGGAGAAUGAAGUCUGUCAAACAAGGUGUUCGAAGACAUUUCUCAAGUAUGGGGCAUGCCACAAGUCGACCUUAUGGCACAAGAACAGGAAGGUGCAGCACUUCUUUUCAAAAAGCAUCGAUCCCCAAGCAUCAGGAAGGGAUGCUCUUUCAAUCGAUUGGGAAUUUCACCUAGGCUACGCAUUUCCUCCUACGCCCCUCAUCUUUCCUCUUCUGAGACGAUUGAGGCAGGAGAAGGUAUCCAUCAUCCUCAUAGCCCCCUUUUGGCCUCGCAGGCCGUGGUUUCCUCUGUUGUUGAGCCUCUGCAGCGCAGACCCCUGGCAGCUUCCAAAUAUUCUGUCCCUUCUACAUCAGGGUCCUGUCCUCCAUCCAGACCCUGCCUCCCUCAAGCUGAUGGCAUGGAAAUUGAAAGGGAAAGGUUGAACUGCAAGGGAUUUUCCCAUUCUGUCAUUGAAACUCUACUGCAAGCAAGGAAACGCUCUACAUCUUCCACUUACUACAGAAUCUGGGACGUUUUUUCCUCCUGGGCUGCAUCCAACCACAGGAAUAUUCAGUCUAUCUCCACCAAGGAGAUCCUUGAAUUUCUACAAUCCGGUCUUGAUAAGGGUCUAAGCUACAAUACCCUGAAGGUACAUAUUUCAGCUCUUUCGGCCCUUACGGACCAGAGAUGGGCCUUAAACUCAGAUGUGAUCAGAUUUAUGGCAGCAGUUUUGAAAAUCAAGCCUCCUAUCAAGCCCUUCGCUCCACCAUGGGAUCUUCCCUUGGUAUUAAAGGCCCUGAGCAAUUCUCCUUUUGAACUUCUUGAAUCCAUCUCUCCUCAGGUACUCACCAUUAAGACGGUUCUAUUGGUGGCCUUAGCCUCAGGUAGACGAGUGUCUGAACUCCAUGCCUUAUCUACGAAAGAGCCCUUUACAGUUUUUCAUAAGGACAGAGUUGUUUUACGAACGGUUCCCGAAUUUCGUCCUAAAGUGGUGUCAGCUUUUCACAUCAACGAAGAUAUAAUACUCCCGGCUCUUCAUUCGGAGUCUUCUACUGAGAAUGAGGAAUCUCUGCCUUCUCCAUUGGAUCUUGUUCGAUGUCUGUCUGUCUAUCUACAAAGAUCUUCAGCCUGGCGGAUCUCUCAAAGGCUAUUCGUUAUCCCCAACGGCCCCAGAAGAGGCCUUCAGGCUUCUAAGAUGGCCAUCAGUAGAUGGAUUGUUGCCGCCAUCGUUCAGGCUUACCAAGCCUCAAAGACGAAGGUUCCGGAGGGGCUCAAGGCUCACUCCACAAGGUCCCUUUCCUCAUCCUGGGCAGCAGCUGCUAAUUUGUCACCCGAGCUGAUUUGCAAAGCAGCCACUUGGUCUUCUCCAAACACGUUUAUUAAGCAUUACCAGAUUGACGUUAAAGCCAGCCAAUCGGACUCUUUUGGCAAAUCAGUCUUAUCCGCAGUCAACUCUUCUUGAUUGAUUUCUAUUGCACGUGUGAUUUCUAAUACACCAGCAUUUAAAAAGGUUCUUGAGUCUGUGUUUCUUUAUUCCCUCCCUUGGUUAUUGCUUGGGUAUUACCCAUUGUUGUGCUGCCAUGGAUAUGGCCAGGAAAGAUGAAAAUUUAUCCAUACUUACCGUAAUUUUCCUUUCCUGGUCAUAGGCCAUGGCAGCACUUAGAUCCCGCCCUGGGAUAUUGCUGUUAACAAGACUAAGGGACCAUUGGUGGGAGGGGGUAUUUAUACCCCUGAUUUUAAUUCUGUUCCUGUCUAAUUAGGGAUAGGGAGGAGCUAACCCAUUGUUGUGCUGCCAUGGCCUAUGACCAGGAAAGGAAAAUUACGGUAAGUAUGGAUAAAUUUUCAUCUAUAUCACACGCUACGGAAUUUGCUGGCGCUAUAAUAAUAAUAUAUAAUUGGAUCAAUUUAUAUAUAUAAAUAUAUGCAGCUCUUGCAUGCGCUGCUCUGCUGUUUUGUUUUUUUCUUUUCUUUUCUUUUUAACUAGCUUAUUGACUCUCCUCUGUUUGUUUAUUUACUUUUUCUGUCUAUUCUCAACCAACUUGCACCUUUAACUUUCAGGCACAUCUUCUGCUAUUUAUGACACCCCACUCACUCCCUCCCCUUCUCUAACAUCAGUUUUAAGUGUUAAACUCUAUCAUAUUGUUCAGUAUUGUUUCAGACCUGAGGAAAACUCUUGAAAGCUUGUCUUUGAAAUAUUAUGUUAGUCCAAUAAAAAAUGUAUCAUACUGAAAUACUCUGGUAUUUUGGCAUCUUGUCUAAUACGGCUAAUCCAAUCUACAGUGUGUGUGUGUGUAUGUAUGUAUAUAUGUGUGUAUGUAUAUAUAUAUAUAUAUAUAUAUAUAUACAUACACACACACUCUAGAGCUGUGUGUGUAUAUAUAUAUAUAUACACACACACACACACAGCUCUAGACUUUGAGGCCUUAGGCGAAACUCAAACAUGAGGCCCCACUAACAAAAAAGUGUCACAUUGAUGCACAGUUUACUUGUGUAUGUGCCUGAGAGUGUGUCUGACAGAGAGUAUCCUUGUGUGUAAAUGUAUGUCUCUGUGAGCAUGUUUGCGUUUUUGUCUGAGAUCCUAUGUGUAUGGGGUAGCUGCUUGAAGUGUGUAUGGUGGUGGGGGAGGUGAUGGUGAGAAGGAGAGGCGGGUGAUGUUAAUGUGAGAAGGAGGGGGAGGUGAUUGUGAGGUGGUGGGGAGAGUGAUGCUGAGGGGGGUGAUGCUGAGGGUGGUGGGGGAGGUUGAGGGUGAAGGGGGGUGGUGAGGCUGAGGGUGGUGGGGGAGGUUGAGGCUGAGGGUGAAGGGGGUAGUGAGGCUGAGGGUGAAAAGGGGGGGUGAGAGAGCCUACCUUCAUUCCUGGUGGCCACUGCUUCCGUAGAGCUGCAGACCAUGUAAUCUCGCGAGAUGACACAUGGUCUGCAGCUCUGCACACUGCGGAGCUGCAGACCUGUGUCUGCGUUGGUGGCCGGGAAGACAGGAGGGGCCUCGCACCCGGCGGCAUACCGGGCAAGCCGCCGGGCCCCCUCCUGGUGUCAGGUCCUCGGUCACUGACAGAGAACCUGACACAGGCAGUUUAGGCGGCCGCGAGGCUUUAGGCGGCCGCCUAAACCACCUAAUUAGAGAGCCGCCUCUGUGUGUGGUAUAUUUUUAUAUAUAUAUAUAUAUAUAUUUUCUUAUGCUUCAUGCUGGGGCAGAAGCCCAGACACUUUAUAAAAGUGCAAGCUAAGUUACCCCUAAAAGCAUUUCAGCAAGCUGAAAUGCUUUAGAGCAGGCAUCUCAAUCUCUGGUCCUCGAGAUGUUGAAAUAUUAUUUUGAGAGAGACUGUGCUCCUCUUGCACAUACAUUUUUCAGGUAGAUUAUUUAGUGAGAUAUAGCUAGUAACUGUAUGUCUGUAAUACUCCUUAUAAGAAGAAAUCAAUGUAAGGUGCUAGUGAAUAUGUUCCAGGGAUGUGUAGUGGUUUUGGAUUACGUGACUAUUAUUGAAGUUGGUCUCAGCAGCCCACAUUUUUUGCUUUUAAACUUUGAUAUGUGAGGCAUUUUUAACAUUCAGAACUAAAAAGUGAAUCUGUUUUGGGUUAAUUUUUAAAUUUUCACUAUUUAUGUAGAAAUGUAUUAUACGUAAAUCCGGGGUGGGGGUUUCCUAUUUUUAAACUAUUUUAUUUGCAUGUAAUUUUGUACUUUGCAUACCUAUAGAGAAUCAGAAAAAAGCCCUAUCUGUCACAACAAACACACAACAAUAAAUAAGUAUGGCUGCACGGAACUAGCAAACAAAUAGCAAAAGUGGCAAAAAGGCCUUAGUCAUGAAUGCACAGAAGUUCAUUAAAGUCUGUAAGUCAUGAAAGAGUUAAUGCAAUACAGUAGCUGUUUAAAAGUGUUUUCUCAUAGAGUAAACAAACUGUGCUCAAAUUUGUAAAUUGAUUACACCGGGAAAAUGUACCAAAGCUGUGACCUUGUGAAGUUACAAAUCUUUAAUCUCUAUACUGUGCAGAAAGUAGUAACCUGACGUUUUAAUUAUAUCUGGUGUUUAUGCAGAGAGAGAAGAAAGACAAUCCCAAUCGUGGAAACGUGAAUCCUCGCAAGAUCAGAACUCGAAAAGAUGAAUGGGAAAAAAUGAAAAUGGGACCAGAAUUUGUGGAAGCUAAAGACAAGCUUUUGAAUGCAGGGUAAUAAUUUGUGUAUAAUGUGUAUAAAAUGCAUAUGCAGUGCUGAGAAACAAAGCAAAAACUUAAUUUUUUUUUUUUUUUUGUACUGUGCUCCCUAGUACUCAAAAUGGAUCUGUUCAUUCCAUUGAUGGUAUGGAUGUGAUUCAGUAUCCGCCACCACCUCCAUAUGAAGACUCUUCGCCAAGCCCUCCUCCAGUUCCUGAUGACUCUCUGCCACCUCCUCCCAUGGACUUUAGGUAAGAAUUAGGCUUUCAGUCACUGCAGGUCAAACCAUGCAGGUGCGUUUUAAGUGCUGUGUAACAGUUUAUAAUUAUUCCCUUACAUUUUAUAGUAUGCCUCCAUCUUCAAAUCGUGCAAGCCUGGUUAGCCCUGCACAUCCACCUCCAGCUCCACCCAUUGGUUCCCCAAUGGGGGGGCGACCAAGUUUCUCUCCUCCCCCUGCUCCUCCUCCCCCACCUCCUUCUGGUGUACUUCCUGACCCAUCCUACCUUCCUCCCCCAUCCCCACCUGCUUGUCCUUCUAUCCCUGGAUUUCCUGCUCCUCCCCCUCCUCCUGUUCCUACUCUAAUGGAUUAUCCUCCCCCUUCUCCUCUCUCUCCUGCACCACCACCACCUGCAGGAGGCCCUCCACCCCCGCCCCCACCACCUCUUCCACCACCUCCACCAGGUCCUCCACCUCCUGGCCCUCCCCCCCCUUCUUCCUACAUGAAACCUGAAGGAGAAUCUUCAUCAGCCAGUUUGAAGCCAAAAGCUGCUCCUGCACCUGUAAGCGAUGCUCGGAGUGAUCUUCUGUCAGCUAUCCGUCAAGGUACUUUAAAUUUUACCACUCUAUGGGCUUUUAUGCUUGCUCUUAUGUUUUUAUCCUCUUUACAUUUUUAUGAAAUCUCUCUUCUGUUUCCACUUUGCUAUCAUACCAAAAACACAUAAACUAAUCUAUUGUAUCCUACCUCCACUUCCUGCACAUUUCCCUUUCCACUGUGUGCCUCAUAAAAUGGUCCUGCCUCAUUUUUCGCCUGUGGGUAAUUUUUAUUUUUUAUUUUCCCUGUCUUUAUCAUUGCUGUCCCUUUUUCUUUUUAGGAAUGAACAAAAGAAUGAACUAUUCUUUGUGCCAUCAAUGGUUGCAUUCAUUCUUGACAUGCAGAAAUAUACUCCACUAUUUCAGCUGUUAUUACUCUCACUUUUUUUCAUUAUUAACACAUGAAGUAUGGUAGUUUCCAAUACAGUCUUACCUAUGCACCCCUACCACUCUUCUCUGACAUUGUCUGCGUCCUCAGUUGCAUCUUGUCUUUCCAUCAUGACCCAUGUUGUCUUUAUUUCUACCCUUUAGGUUUCCAGCUGCGUAAAGUGGAGGAGCAACUGGAGCAUGAGAAGAAGGACAUCGGAGGCAAUGAUGUGGCCACAAUCCUUUCUCGACGCAUUGCAGUGGAAUACAGUGACUCAGAGGAUGACUCUUCUGAAUUUGAUGAGGAUGAUUGGUCUGAUUGAGGAUGGGGAUGGAAAUGCACUGUUUGUAACUGAUGACAAAAUGGGAUAAUGCAGCUAUGGGUUAGAAGUGAGAUUUGGGAUUUGCAAAUCAAUUGGAGGCUUAAAUAUUAUAUCUGAUAUUGUCACCAUAUGUUUAUUGUUUUGGGGUGCAUACCAUAAAUAGGUGAAUUUUCAACAAACAGGUGCCCUUUGUCUAAUGACGUUCAGCAUUGGGGCAUUAAAACAUUCCUAAAUAAAUCAUAACGACAUUUUAAUUUGUGUAUUCCCUCUCUGCCCCUCUCUGACUUCCUGGAGGUCUAGCAGUAAUUCCAUAGCAUACAAGAAAACAUACCCAGUUGUUAGUGACGAAGGUUAUAUACUUUUAGUUUUAUUACAGUUUUGGCCUACAGAUUGAAAAAUAAUGAAAUAAUCUGAGAAUGAGAACAAUACCACUCUGUGCCUUGAUUUGCCUUCAGCCGUUUUCAGGAACCAGUUCACUAUAAACACAACUAGCUUAUUUAAAUAUCCAGUUUAAAUGGAAAACCACUAGUUACACUUCCGUAUAUUAUAAUCAUUAAAUAAUGUUCAGAAGUAUUGUGAUUAGAGGAACGCAAUAUUUAUGUUCAAAAGUGAGACAAAAUUUUUAUAUAUGGCUAUCUGUAUAAAGUAUACAUACUUUAUACACACGGAACAACAGUGUAUUUGUGUAACUAGUGCUGCCUUAGUGUUUGUCAACUUGAUAAUUAGACAUUUGAAAUUCUGGUGCAUGAUAUAGAUGAGUUAACAUACAGAACCUGCACUCUUAUGUGUAUUUCUUGGGAAAGUGCCACCCUGUGGUAUUUUUUUACAUAUAUUCGCUGUUUCAGAUUGACAUACAUUUAUUUACAGUGACAUUUCUUUUGUGUCCUCAUGUGAAAUCUAAUAAAAUAGUUUUUUUUAAUAACUGAUCAGGUGAGUUAGAAAAUAGUUUUACAACAUUUAUGCAUUCCAGUGCUUAACAAAUACACACAAUAAUAACAUGGGUUGACGGUUAGUUUUGCUGAAAAGCAAGUCUGUCUAAAUCUAUUAAAACGUAGUCUAUGCAAAAAAAAAAAAAACCAAACCUUUUAACAAUUCCACUUUUUUUUGUGUGUGUUUGUUGAUAUAUGCAUAUCACACAUGCAAAACUACAAUACACUGUUAAUUGAAAAAGAAUAUGCUUUAAAAAGGUUUUUUGCGGGGACAAUAUAAGCACCUAAACAACGUUAACUUAACAAAGUGGAUUUGGUGUAUAGGCCCGGCCCAUGUAAUCUAACUGCUCAAUUCUCUUGUCACACCUUCCCUGCAAGUGACCCCAUAGUCUUCCCACAAAUUUCCUGUAAACAGAGAUCUAAUGUUUAAACUUACUUUUACACAGUCUGUUUAUUUCAGAAUGUAUCCUGCUCCUGCUCAGUAAUAGCCUCCUAGAACCUGCAGGAGCCUCCUGUGUGUUUUUUAAAGUUCAGUUAACCGAAAGGAAAUAAAGUAAACACACCGUGCUGUCACAUCUGAUUGAUAAAAAUAAAACAUUCAUGUAGACUGUGUAAAUUAUAGCCCGGGAGGUGUAGCCAGGGCUGCAUACACCGUAACAAAAGUGAUUUAACUCCUAAAUGGCGGAGGUUUCAACCAUGAGACUGCAGGGGCCUGAUCUAUGCACGAAGACUGCUUUAUAAAGCUAAAGUUGCAUUGGUGCCUAGAGUGUAUCCCUUUAAGUUGGUUAAUAUAUUGAAAUAAGUGCCUUAAUAGAGCAAUGUUUGGUAUCAAGUGCCAUAUUUAGAGUUGAAAAUACUGCAAUGUUUGCUUGACAUUUAUAAAGUGCUUUUGAGUGAUUUUUUUGCUAUAAAUAUUUACGGAAAACGGUUAUAUAUAUAUAUAUAUAUAUUCUGUAUGAAUACACUCUUUAAAAUCUUUAUAUAAAGACUUAAAUUACCUAUAUUUUGUGUUUGUCAUUCAUUGGCAAUAUAUUAAUUCCGUCUACAAAUGUUGUGUCAUAUCUCUCCCUAACCAUACAGAAAACAGUUACUGUGACUUUGUACCCCAUCAUUUUGGCUUUUCUUCACGUGGGUACUUGACUGCCAUUUUUUCUAUUUCUGUCACAUUUUUACCUUGUGUUAGAUGAAAAAGCUUAAACCUCUGUAUUGUCUGGUUUUGCCACCCUCUCAUGGGGCAAAAACAUCAAUGAGAAAAGCUUUUGUCAAUAGCAAUUGACUUGUCUUGCUUUUGAGUAGAGGGCUAUUUCAGAGCUAUAGUAUACAUUAAAGUCACC
Molecule: messenger RNA, 38959 nt
Organism: Pelobates cultripes (western spadefoot toad)
Lineage: Eukaryota; Metazoa; Chordata; Amphibia; Anura; Pelobatidae
Source: the annotation of a GenBank genome assembly